This is a messenger RNA of Paramecium sonneborni, 1071 nucleotides long. NCBI's taxonomy places the organism in Eukaryota, Ciliophora, Oligohymenophorea, Peniculida, Parameciidae. The record is from the annotation of a GenBank genome assembly.
AUGAGGAACAUAAACUCGGAAUAUUAAGUAGGAAAAAUGAUUUCAUGCGGAACAUUUGGUUAGGUGUUUGAAGGCAUUCAUAUCUUAAAAAAAACAAAAGUUGUGAUUAAAAGAGAAAUCGGUAAUAGGAAAACACUGAAAUAGGAGAAAAAAAUGCUUAAAACGUUAUAAGGAAUUAUUGGAGUACCUUAAUUGUAUUUUUAUGGUGUGCUUGAUGGAGCUAAUAUUAUUAUCCUAGAAAAUCUAGAAAGUGAUUUAGCAGUGCUGAAGCGAGCUCACGGUAAAUUCACUUUAAAAACAGUUUUAUAAAUAGCCCUACAAUCAAUAGGGAUUCUUUCGUAAAUUCAUGCUAGGAAGAUUAUUCAUAGAGAUUUAAAACCAGAAAAUAUUAUGGUAGGUGGACAAUAAAAAGGACAGAUUUAUAUUAUUGAUUAUGGAAUCAGUAAAUUUUAUAUGAACAAAGGAUAGUUAAUUCCAUUUCGAAAAGAUAAAUACUUUGUUGGCACAAUCAAAUAUGCAUCUUUGGCUUCACAUUUAGGAUAUGAAUAAUCACCAAAAGAUGAUAUUGAAUCAUUAUUAUAUGUAUUAGUGGAAUUAUUUAAUGGACAAUUACCAUGGGAAGAAUAUCAGAAUGUAGAAGCGACUGGAAAACUCAAAUAGUAAAUAACAGAUUCUUAAUUAUUUAAAGGAUUGCCAUAAUAAUUUAAUUAAAUAUAUUUGUAAUGCGAUAUUAAUAUUUUUAGGUACAUUAGAAAAUUACCUUAUCAUCAAAAUCCCAAUUAUGAAUAUAUUACAAAAGUUUUUCUAAGUAUAGCCACAGAUUUAAAUAUAAAUAUAGAUCAAUUUUACGAAUGGAAUAAAUAUGAUGCUUAACUUUUAAAUACAUUUAACAUUCUUAAAUAGUAAUUUAGUCCUACUAAUCCAUGGAUAAAUGAUAGCCAAGUGAAUUAUGAAUCAGAAGAGGAGGAAGAAGAAACCAUCUAAUAGAAAUUGUCAAAAAUCAAUAUUUUAUUAGAAUUUGAAAAUCCUUUAAUAUGAGCUUUUAUUAUUUAUCAAAUUCAAAUGAUUUCC